CGCAUUGAGAACACACAAAUAAUAUGCAGAAUAAUAGUGAUAAUGCUUGCGUUUCUAAUGGCAAUCAGCAAGAAGAGAACGUUUGCGAUCCCGUUACAAUGAUCCAGGUGUAUUUAGAAGAGUUGUUGCGUGAAACGCGUGCUGAGAAUACUUCUUUGGAGAACGAACUUAAAGAGCUGGAAGAAAACGAGAAGCGGCUAAGAGAUGAGAAGGCUGAAACUAUCUGCAGGAUGAGUCUCCCGAUCGUUGGUGGGAGUUCGAUUCAGCUGCUGCCCAACUUGGAUGAACUGACUUCGAAGGAGAAUCUGCUGAGCAGUAAACUGAGCGAUCUGGUGCAAGUAAAGCAACAGUUGGGCGUGGCCUAUGCUGAUCAUUGCCAAGAGGUCAUACAGGUCGCCGAGCAGCAGGACGGCAAUGUUGCCUAUGAUGAGUUCACAUCGAUGAGCUAUGAAGAUCUAAAGGAGCUCAUUAAUGCAGAUUCCAUUAAGCUGAAUGAAAUGAAAAUAAAGUCGGAGGAACUGACCGAAGUACUGCGCUCCAAGCGCAAGGAGCAGGAUGCGAAUCACAAGGCCGUGCUGGAGCAAAUCAGUGUACUCGAACUGGUAGCGCUGGAAGCAUUCGAACUUGUCAACGAAAUUAAACUCGACUUAAACUAUCACAAUGAUGGCCACCUAUUGGAUUAAUACUUUUAAAUAACAUAAGCAUAUAUACAUGCCAUCAUCUGUUUUAAAACUUUCAUACAACUAACCAUUUUCUUAAGCUAAUAAAACA
Molecule: messenger RNA, 771 nt
Organism: Drosophila guanche
Lineage: Eukaryota; Metazoa; Arthropoda; Insecta; Diptera; Drosophilidae
Exons: 4
Coding region: 24-683 (219 amino acids)
Source: RefSeq, a predicted model, not a curated record